AUGCUUCUGAUUUGGAGGAGCGACCGAGUGAAGUGCGUUGACUUUCAUCCUACAGAGCCAUGGACUUUGUCAGCUCUGUACUCAGGCAACAUCUUCAUUUGGGAUUACAACACCCAGACUCUAGUGAAGCAAUUCGAGGUUUGCAAUUUGCCAGUGCGGUGUGCAAAGUUCGUCACUCGCAAACAGUGGAUCGCGACUGCCUCCGAUGACAUGCAUAUUCGAGUCUUCAACUACAACAGCUUGGAAAAAGCACAUGAGUUUGAGGCUCACACAGACUACAUCCGGUACAUCGCCAUCCAUCCCACUUUGCCUUACCUCCUGUCCUCAUCAGACGACAUGUCCAUCAAGCUGUGGGAUUGGGACAAGAACUGGCAGAACCUUCAGGUUUUUGAGAGCCAUGCGCACUAUGUGAUGAUGUGCCAAUGGAACCCGAAGGAUACAAACAUUUUUUGCUCGUGCUCCCUGGAUCGCUCCAUCAAGGUUUGGGGAGUUUCAGGUGGAGCAGGUGGUUCAAGCAGUUGCCACUUUACAUUGACUGGACAUCAGCGCGGAGUGAAUUGUGUGGAGUACUCUCCGGGUGGUGAGAAACCAUACAUUAUCUCUGGGUCCGACGACAGAACUGUCAAGAUCUGGGACUACCAAACGAAGCAGUGCAUACAGACCUUGAGCGGCCACACCAACAAUGUCUCAUAUGCGCUUUUCCACCCUGCCUUGCCCAUCAUUUUGACGGGUAGUGAGGAUGGAACUGUCAGAAUAUGGCAUGGUUCCACAUACCGACUGGAGGCGACACUUAGCUAUUUUCUGGAGCGCGUGUGGUCUAUUGCAGUGCUCAAAGGAUCCAACACAGCAGCUCUUGGUUAUGAUGAGGGUACAGUAGUCAUCAAAUUGGGAAGUGAGGAACCUGUUGCAUCGAUGCACUCUGGUAAGAUCAUCUGGGCCAAAGGCAACGAGAUUCAGACCGCAAACCUGAAGCUCCUGGAUGAGGGUGUCACAGCACGAGAGGGUGAGAAAGUUCCCCUCAGCGUGAAGGACAUGGGUGCAGCAGAGGUCUUCCCCCAGUACAUCGCCCACCAUCCCAAUGGCCGACUGUUUGCAGUGUGCGGCGACGGUGAGUUUGUCAUCUACACGGCUCAGGCUCUGCGAAAUAAGUCGUACGGACCUGCCCUGGAGUUUGUUUGGGCCCACUCCGGUGCCUAUGCCACUCGAGACAGCAACGGAAAGAUCACGGUCUUCCAGGACUUCAAGGAGAGCUUUUCCUUCAAGCCUCAAUUCAAUGUCGAGGAGAUUUUUGGAGGCCGUCUGCUAGGAAUCCGCGGUGGUGACUUUAUUUGCUUUUACGACUGGACCGAGUACCGCCUGGUUCGCCGCAUUGAUGUGGUGCCCAAAGACGUUAUUUGGUCUGAAGAUGGGAACAAUGUGGUGCUCAUGUGCCCAGACUCCUUCUAUGUGCUGAGGCACGACAAGGAGGCCGUCCAAGCAGCGCUGGUCUCUGGUGUUGCAGUGGACGAGGACGGGAUUGAAGCAGCCUUCGAUUUACAGAAUGAGAUCAGUGACAAGGUGAUAAGCGGCCUGUGGGUUGGAGACUGCUUUGUCUACAUUUCUCACGCCCAGCGCCUCACCUGUUUGGUGGCCGGCUCACAGGAGACCCUUGCACAUUUGGACCGAGUUCAGUACUUACUGGGCUACAUGCCGGAGCAAUCAAAGAUUUAUCUCAUUGACAAAGAGCUCAAUGUAACCCCUUUCACCCUCCACAUGGCUUUGAUAGAGUACCAGUCCGCAAUCAUGCGCAAGGACUUUCCAACUGCGGAGACCUUCUUUGCACAACUGCCCGAGUCAUUGCACAAUCGCAUUGCACGGUUUCUGGAGAACCAGGGCUACCAAGCGGAGGCUUUGCAGAUCUCGAAGGACGAUGAGCAUCGCUUUGAGCUGGCGACGCAGCUGGGCAAGCUGCAAAUGGCCGCGGAUAUCAUAGUCAGCAUCUCUGCGCAGGCAAACCCAGCAAUGCCUCCCCGCGGCAAGUGGAAGAACUUGGGAGAUGUUGCACUGGAGCAAGGUGAUUUCACUUUGGCAAAGCGUUGCUUCAGCGAAGCGAAGGACCUUGGAGCUCUCUUUCUACUCUACACUUCAGUUGGCGAUGCAGAUGGUGUCCUGGACACUGGCAAGCUUGCAGAGGAAAGCAACAUUGGGAACAUUGCAGUGCUAUGCUACUUGCUGCUGGGUGAAACCAAGCGAGCAUUAGAGGCUUGA
Durusdinium trenchii is the source of this 2247-nucleotide messenger RNA. NCBI's taxonomy places the organism in Eukaryota, Dinophyceae, Suessiales, Symbiodiniaceae. The record is from the annotation of a GenBank genome assembly.